Messenger RNA from Funneliformis mosseae, 783 nucleotides. The record is from the annotation of a GenBank genome assembly. Lineage: Eukaryota; Fungi; Glomeromycota; Glomeromycetes; Glomerales; Glomeraceae.
AUGCAAGAUAUUUUACCAUCAAACGGUGAAACUGAACGCGGUCGCGAACAUGGCUCUUCUCGUUCGCGAGCCCUACGUUCACGUUCACCACGUCCCCGAUCUAUUAGUCGCAGUAGAACACGCAGUCGUAGUCCACGAAAAUCGCGUUCUACUCGUCGUCAUAGGCGUCGUUCAUACUCCAAAACUUCUUCAAGUAGGAGUCGUUCAAGAAGUAAAGACAGAAGGAGAAGAAGCCCUAUUAGGAGCCAUGGGAGUCGCGAUAGAAGCCGAGGAAGGAGGAGAGCGAGUAGAAGAGAUGAACCUGAACCCAGCCAUGUUUUAGGAGUUUUUAACCUGAGUCUUAGGACUACUGAAAAAGAUCUACAAAACAUAUUUGAACGCUAUGGAAGAGUUAAUAAUGUUACUAUUGUAUACGAUCAUCGGAGCGAUCGUUCUCGUGGAUUUGGAUUCGUUUAUAUGAAUUCAAUUGAUGAAUCAACCAUUGCCAAGGACAAGACAAACGGCAUGGAACUCAAUGGUAGAAAUAUGCGUGUUGAUUAUUCAUUGACUCAAAGACCGCAUACUCCCACUCCUGGAGAAUAUAUGGGCGAUAGACCAAGAUACCGUACUUCUUAUUCUUAUCGUCGAACACCUUCAGUCUCGCCUACACGUUUUAGAAGAAAAAGUCCUACACGUUCUAAAAGUCGUAGUUGGUCAAGGGAUAAAAGAAGAUCUCAUAGUCGUAGUUAUUCAAAGAGAAGGUCAUUUAGUCGUGCCAGGAGAUCUCGAAGCUAUUCUCAUUGA